Bemisia tabaci is the source of this 3220-nucleotide messenger RNA. RefSeq names its product Nuclear hormone receptor FTZ-F1 beta (gene Hr39). Gene Ontology annotation, molecular function: nuclear receptor activity; zinc ion binding; sequence-specific DNA binding. The record is from RefSeq and is a predicted model, not a curated record. Lineage: Eukaryota; Metazoa; Arthropoda; Insecta; Hemiptera; Aleyrodidae. Gene Ontology annotation, biological process: regulation of DNA-templated transcription.
UGGUGGUCCUCAUCGCGGCUGGUCGGUGCGCACCAUUCUCCGGUUUAUUUUUUCCGGUUGCCGUUUUAACUUUCGAAUUUUUUGUCUCAAAUCAGUCGCGUGCUUCACCUUCUUGCGGGGGCCCGCUGUUCCCUCGCCUGUGACUCUUGCAGAAUAAUGUUCCGUUAACUCCUGUCGAAACUUGUUAAUCCCCUGUAUCGCCGUUCGUUGGUUUUUUUCACGUGGUCCAACGACGUCAAUGUGUUCAGAUCGUUCUUUUGCGAGUUUAUUCGAGGGUGUUUAAUUUCAUCGUUGUUUCGUAAUCGUGCGCUCUCCUGUUCAAUACAGUGGUCUAAAUGUGUUCAUUUUAGUAUCUCCUGUGUGUCAUUAAUUUUUUUCUUUUCAUUUUUGUGUUUCGCCCGAAUUUUUGCACUUACAAUUUCUCGCGCAUGUAGAGUUCUUUUUUCGCGUGCAAGUUUCCGUCUCUUUUCCAAUCGCCACUACCACCCCUCCUCUCCUGAAGUUUCGUCACGUGUAUCUGGCGCCUGGAUUUCCUCACAGUUAAAUCAGUAACGAUGGAAGUGGAAAGCCGGGAACCUUUGAAGGGAGACAACCACAGGCGGAGCAAGGCGAGCUUGGAAUAGACCUCAACGGUGGAACCUGACCCGCGGAUCGGUGAUCGACCCUUCGUAGCGGACCACGAGUCGAAGCGGCCGCCGGCAAGUGCGGAGCCCGGAUCCUCAGACUGGCCGAGCAGGGGAUGAUAACCAAAAAGAAAAGGAGGAAAUCGCGGAAUCGGGGAAACGAGACACGUCGGGGAUGAAUGCCCAAGUUGGAAGUUUCGAUCCGCUCCAAUGCUCCAAAAUCGCCGCAGAUCCUACGUGUGAUUUCAGUGUAGUGUAGUUACAGGAGUUUCGUGCCUUGAGAAGUGCCGCGUCGUCGUGUGACUUUGCGAUCGUGGAACUUUAGCGAUUUUUCGUGGAACUUUUUGCUCGGGGGCUGUGAUGCGCGUCCGGUAGUGAAUGGUUUGGGGGAAGUACGCCCCCCGCUGCGAGGGGCCCGGCGGCAGCGAGCCGGUGAAAAUGUCGGGAUGGGCCGGGCGCGGCGCGCACAGUGUCGUGUCCUCGGGCAAUGUCACCGUCACAUCCAUCAACGUCUCCAACGAUUCACUGCCCGACCCCAACGAUAAAGGUAUCAAGCAUGAAGAGAACAAGUGCAGUGUGCUGGUCUCGCCACUGGCUCUUGCUGAGGAAGACGAGGGUUCCGCCUCUGACUCAGAAAUCAGCAGAAUUGAUUUUUCAGCAGCAGCCAUCAUGCGGAACAAGAAUAGAGACAAUCAAGAUGAGUGUGUGGAACGGCCAAUGUCGUGGGAAGGAGAACUCUCUGACUCGGAGAUGGAUACUGUUAAAAAAGAACCAGCUGAUGUUGAUAAGACGACACAGAGAAUGCAAGUGUGUAAUGACGUAAAUACAAGUGAUGAUGGGAAACCUCCACCCUUGAAAUUUACGUCUGAAUCCAUGGUGAAUAAGGUGCUAGAACAAGUGAGGGCCAGUAAAUUAUCAAAUCCUCAAACGGAACUGCCAUUACUUGUUGAAAAAGUGUUAGGGAAUAACUACAGCAGACUGUGCAAUCCCAGUCCAGACUCAGCAAUACAUUCUUUUUACUCGCCAACCCAGUCGCCAGUUACAAGCCGGCAUGGUCUUUCAUCGUCCCCAUGUACAUUUACACCAUCCCUCUCUAGAAAUAAUAGUGAUGCAUCACAGUAUGAUGGCUCGCAACAUAGUUCUUGUUAUAGUUACAGUUAUUCAUCUGUCUCUGUAUCACCCACUCAAUUUUCGCCAACACAUUCUCCAAUUCAAAGGAGACACUCACAACAUUCAUCACGAUCUCUGCCGGAAUACUCUCCAGAUGAAGGUGGAUUGCAGGAUAUUUCAGAAGGAGGGCAUUCAACAUUGUCAGUUGCUUCUGGAAUAUCUCGGCAACAAUUAAUUAACAGUCCAUGUCCUGUCUGCGGUGACAAAAUUUCCGGGUUCCACUAUGGUAUUUUCUCCUGUGAAAGCUGUAAGGGUUUCUUCAAAAGAACUGUUCAAAACCGCAAGAAUUACGUUUGCCUUAGAGGAUCUUCUUGUCCUGUCACUGUUGCCACUAGGAAAAAAUGCCCUGCUUGCCGUUUUGAAAAAUGUCUUAACAUGGGCAUGAAAUUAGAAGCUAUUCGUGAAGACAGAACUAGGGGAGGUAGGAGCACGUAUCAAUGCUCGUACACACUUCCUUCAAGUUUACAGCUGUCAAGUGGUAGUUGUCAUUACUCGAGUGACUCGUAUCUUGUCAAACAAGAGCAAAGAGAAAGACUCUCGCCACAGCCGUCCUCAAGGUUGAUUCCUCCCUUAUUGCAAGAAAUAAUGGAAGUUGAGCACCUUUGGCUGUAUAAUGAAAAUGAAAACUCUCACAAAAAUGGCAGUCGGUCAAGUAGCUCAGCCUCGUCUGAAGCCAGAGGAAACAAUAAUGGUGGCCCUGAUUUCAUCUCAAACCUGUGUCAUAUCGCAGAUGACAGACUCUACAAAAUUGUUAAAUGGUGUAAAUCGCUGCCUCUUUUUAAGAAUAUUUCUAAUGAUGAUCAAAUUUCAUUGUUAAUCAACGCAUGGUGCGAACUGUUGCUGUUCAGCUGUUGCUAUCGGUCGAUAGCAAGUCCCGGUGAGAUUCGAGUCUCACUUGGCAAAAGCAUCUCUUUGGACAAAGCGAGGGAAUUAAAACUAGAUCCAUGUAUUGAAAGAAUGUUGACGUUCACGGAACAUUUACGCAGAUUAAGGGUGGACCGUUAUGAGUAUGUUGCAAUGAAAGUAAUUGUCCUCCUGACAUCCGACGAAAGUAUUCUCCGUGAACCAGAAAAAGUACGCGCGUCACAGGAAAAAGCGCUACAAGCAUUGCAACACUACACCCUAGCGCACUAUCCAGACAUUCCUUCAAAGUUUGGGGAGCUUUUGUUGCGAAUUCCUGAACUCCAAAGAACUUGCCAGGUUGGUAAAGAUAUGUUAUCUAUAAAACACAGAGAAGGUGAAGGACCUAGUUUUCAUCUGCUCAUGGAAUUACUUCGCGGUGAUCACUAAAAGUGCCACUUAUUACAUGCUGUGCCUUGGAUUCCUCUCGGCUUUAAAAUUCAUGGAAUUGUACUUAUUUAUUCAGGGUAAUUUUUAUGAAAAAAAAUUCAAAAAAAUAGAUUUUUAGUUUUGCUAAAUUAAUGUUA